AGGCCGGCCUGACCACCUGUGGGUUGAAGGCUGUGGCCUGUCAGAGCGGAAUCGAGGUGGUGAGUGGUCACACGGUUAUGGAGAGUAAACAACUGACUGAUCAGGAGCGGGAUAUCGGGACCGAUCAGUACGGGUUCGUCCGGCAGGCGGGCCCGGAGCAGGUGUCCGAUUACGGCUCGGUGCUGAGACGCCGGGCGAUCAAAUGGCGCAAACUGCUGCAGGGCAGCCGUGUGGAGCGCAGCUUGAAAAUGAAACGCUAUAUCAGGAAAGGAAUUCCAAAUCAAUAUCGCAGUCUUAUCUGGAUGACUGUUAGUGGAGCCCAAGCACAGAUGGAAAAAAAUCCAGCUUACUAUAUGAAGCUGCUGGAAAUGGAAGAAGAUCCGAAGUUGAUUGAUGCUGUUAAAACAGACAUUAACAGAACAUUUCCUGACAAUGUACAGUUUCGCAAGACUGCAAACCCCUCCUUACAAGAUGCACUCUUCAACAUUUUAGUGGCAUAUGGAAACCACAAUAAAAAUAUUGGUUAUUGCCAGGGGAUGAAUUUCAUUGCUGGUUAUUUACUUAUAGUGACCAAGGAUGAAGAGAAGUCCUUCUGGCUGUUAGAUGCCCUGAUUGCUAAGAUAGUACCUGAUUUCUACACUCCGACAAUGAUUGGGUUAAAGACCGAUCAAGAGGUUCUGUCUCAGCUGGUAAAGAUGAAGGUCCCUGCAGUGGCUGCAUUAAUGGAAAGACAUAAUGUGAUGUGGACCUUGGUUGUGGGGCGAUGGUUCAUCUGUUUGUUUAUCGACAUUCUCCCAGUGGAGACUGUUCUUCGGAUUUGGGACUGUCUCUUCUAUGAAGGAUCUAAAGUCACCUUUCGUGUGGCCUUGACAUUAAUAAAGUACCACCAGGCUUCCAUUUUAGAAGCUAACAGUUUCCCUGCCAUCUGUGAGAAAUUCAAGGAAAUCACACAUGGGCCUCUGGUCCAAGAUUGCCAUGGUUUUAUGCGGAAAAUAUUCACUGAGCCUGGAAGGUUACCCCUGACAACGAUCAUCAAGCUACGUGAGCACUGUAGGGCUGAAAUAGAUGCUCAGAGUUGAUUUGUGUUUCUCAGUUUUGGAGCGUUUAAUACCUCAGGAACCUGAAGACUUCCUACAUUCCUCAAUUGAAAAUCUGGGCUGCAUUUACCUGAUGGUUGUAUAUAUCUUCUUUCAGAAAAAGAAUUACCCAGUUACUUUAUAUCUACUGUGAAUCCAGCUGGAUCAAAAUGAACUACAACAAUAUUUGACGUUGUUGUUUCAGAUUUAAAACAAUAUUUCUAAAUGAAGGGCUGUUUGUACAUUGGUUAUUUCACAAUCUUAUUAAUAGUCAUUCUUUUCUCCAUCUGAAAUAUGAGCCUGGUUUUAACUUUGUAAGUGAGUUUUGAAUGAGUUAAUUUCUUGGCCAUAACUACUUUCAAAUAGUUUGUUUUUUAUUAUACUAUUAAAUAAAAUUAUUCAAUGAGUCAGCAAAUGGAAAAUUUUCACACAUUGCACAUAUGGUUGUUGAUUUCAGUAGCGUUUAAUCAGGUGUAACUAAAUUCUUGAUCAAGAUCUUCAGGACUUGCAGUGUCUCAUUGAGUGCUGGGUGGAUCCCUGCUCUGGGUUCAGUGAUGCUCCAGUGUAAACUGACUCAACUCCACCCACUCUCACUCUAUGUAGAUUUCUGCUGCACUCUGGGUUCAGUGACAUUCUGGCCCAAGCUCCAGUCAUGUUGUGAUUGAUGGAGUAUUACUCUAGAUUUGGUGAUAGUCCAGUUUAGACUGCAGUUUAUCAUGCAGCAGAGGGCUUGGCUUCUGGUUAAGCAACACUCCUGCAAGAGCGCUCCAGUCUUGUACCCAGUGACAAUCAGACUGUUGGUCUGUUUUGGGUUCAGAGUAUCCAGCGGUGAAGGCAUUGCUACAUUUUGUAGAUGAGGUGAGUGGUUUUGGGCUGUGCCAGACAAUUUGCUGGCACUUCACAUCUGGAAAAAGCAAUAAUAGAAAACUGGCAGUUUUAUAGAUAUAGUGCUUGAUGUCGAGCCAUUGAUUUGUAUGUUUCUUUGCCACUGUGGUAUAUGUGAUUGUUUGUAACUC
This is a messenger RNA of Hemiscyllium ocellatum (epaulette shark), 2092 nucleotides long. RefSeq names its product growth hormone regulated TBC protein 1a (gene grtp1a). The record is from RefSeq and is a predicted model, not a curated record. Lineage: Eukaryota; Metazoa; Chordata; Chondrichthyes; Orectolobiformes; Hemiscylliidae. The coding region runs from base 78 to 1079 and encodes 333 amino acids. The transcript has 8 exons.